CUUGCCUUGCCCUGCUGCGAGGCUCGUUGUAUAUUUUCCCGCCAUUUCCAGCUCUUCCUGAGGAGAACUGGAUGAUUUCAGUAAGAUCAGAGGCGUUUUGGGAUCACGGCGGCGGCCCAGUGGAAUGGAUUGGUUUCACUGCAACUGGUGUUUCCGAAAAGAUGGGGACCAUUUCUUUGUCACCAGCUGUGGCCAUAUUUUCUGUAAAAAGUGUAUGACUGUGGAAAAAUGUUCUGUUUGUGGAGCUGCCUGCAAGCAUCUGGCUCUUUCUGAUAAUCUGAAACCUCAGGAGAAGAUGUACUUCAAAAGCCCUGUGGAGACAGCUUUGCAGCAUUUUAGUCACAUCUCUCAGGUGUGGAGUUUCCAGAAGAAACAAACAGAUCUCCUCAUCGCCUUUUAUAAGCAUAGAAUUACAAAGUUAGAAGCAGUUGUGCUGGAGGCACAGCAAACAGUGACCAGCCAGGAAAAAGAGCUGUCAGUACUAAGGAAGGAGAAUGGAGAACUGAAGAAAUUUCUAGCCAUCCUGAAGGAAUCUCCAAGUUGGUACCAAGGAAGCAGGUCAACCACACCUCGACCAGUGGGCAUUACUUCCCCAUCACAGUUAGUUACUCCACGACCUAGUUCUCAGCAUAGCAGCCAAGUGGUCAGUAGGUCCUCCUCAGUGGAGUCUAUCCCUUAUAGAGUGGCUGGCUUUGGUACCGUGGGACAAGGAGCCAGAGGCCUUCAGGGAAGGAGCACUCCCAGAGACUCUUAUACUGAAACCCCUUCACCAGCUUCCACUCUCAGCUUAUCUUAUAGACCUUCAUCUGCCUCCUCUGGACUGGGGAUUUUUUCUUUCAGACCAUCCCUAAAUGGUGGGGAUUCAGGCCACACAAGUGUCCUCACUCCCAAUAAUUCAGGUCAGAGGGACAGCAGAAGCCCACUGGAGAGUCUUCCUGGUUUGCAGUUACCGGUCCUGCAGACUCUCUACCAACAAAGGCAGAUGGGAUUAGCCAGAGAAGCGUGGACCACUCCCAGAUAGACCAUCUUCAAGGUCUGAUCUAUACAUACUGCUGAAGGACGGACUGUAGCAUCCAAUACCCGUUAGACAUGUUGGCCUUGGAAAAUGUACCCCUGCCAGGUUUCCUGGUUUCACUCUGUACUUUCUCUCAGUCUUUACCAUAUACACCUCCUCAAAGUGGUCAGGAUUUUAUAUAAGGGUACUGUCGCAGGAAGAUGUUUCUAUUUAUCCCACAAGACAUAUGUAGCUUUCAUUUCCUACAAUUUGAAACAAAGGUUGUAAAAACAAUUCUUGGCAUCUUUGGGGUGAGGGGCAAUAUACUCAUUAACUAUGUUUUAUUUCUGGAUUUCAUUUUCUAUCUUCAAAUACAUUCUUCCAUUGCCAGUGUUAACAACUUAAC
This is a messenger RNA of Rhinolophus ferrumequinum (greater horseshoe bat), 1400 nucleotides long. It is a transcript of the gene RNF212B, whose product is annotated as ring finger protein 212B. Gene Ontology annotation, molecular function: SUMO transferase activity. Lineage: Eukaryota; Metazoa; Chordata; Mammalia; Chiroptera; Rhinolophidae. Gene Ontology annotation, biological process: homologous chromosome pairing at meiosis; reciprocal meiotic recombination; protein sumoylation. The record is from RefSeq and is a predicted model, not a curated record. Gene Ontology annotation, cellular component: synaptonemal complex.